This is a messenger RNA of Bacidia gigantensis, 1251 nucleotides long. RefSeq lists its product as uncharacterized. The coding region runs from base 1 to 1251 and encodes 416 amino acids. The record is from RefSeq and is a predicted model, not a curated record. Gene Ontology annotation, molecular function: 3-beta-hydroxysteroid 3-dehydrogenase (NADP+) activity. The transcript is spliced from 2 exons. Gene Ontology annotation, biological process: ergosterol biosynthetic process. NCBI's taxonomy places the organism in Eukaryota, Fungi, Ascomycota, Lecanoromycetes, Lecanorales, Ramalinaceae. Gene Ontology annotation, cellular component: endoplasmic reticulum membrane; mitochondrial outer membrane; lipid droplet.
AUGAGCGAGAAUGGGUCUGAGGACCUGCAUCCUCAUGAUGAAGGACAAAGAUCCUAUGUGCUAGUGACCGGAGCAAACAGCGGCCUGGGCUUUUCCAUAUGCGAGCGAUUGAUCGAUGACUUUAUCGCGACAAAACCGUCUUAUCAGUCUCUGACUCUCAUCAUAACAACUCGAGAUGCCAACAAAAGUAGUCAGACAGUAGCUCGGCUCCAGCGCAACGUCAAUCGCAAAUCAGCACAGCUCGAGUCUCCGUUAUCGACUCGAAUAACCAUCCAGCCGGAGAGGGUUGACUUGACGUCCUUGAAAUCCGUCUAUGUUCUGGCAUCGAACUUGACGAGCAAGAUACCGCAACUUGACUCGAUUAUUCUCAACGCCGGCAUCGGCGCUGUCACAGGUCUCAAUUGGCCAAAGGCUUCAUGGGAAGUUCUCACCAAUACAGUGAACGGCACAACUUACCCAACUUAUAAGAUAACCUCGAUAGGCGACUUAACGGAAUCACAGGAAGCUAUUGACGGAACUUUGGAGGAUGAGGAGAAGGAAGUACCCCUUGGCCAAAUCUUCGCCUCAAAUGUGCUCGGCCACUACAUUCUUACCCAUCUUCUCUUUCCAAUCCUCUCUGCAGCUCCGGAAGGCGGUCGCAUCAUCUUCAUAUCCAGCCUCGAAGCAUAUGCCCAUGCAUUCUCGUUAGAUGACUUCCAGGGACUGCAGACCGCCAAAUCCUACGAAUCGUCCAAACGUCUUGCAGACCUCUUAGUCCUAACAUCUGAUCUUUCUUCCACCUCACCAUUUACCACCCGCUUUCUUGCCCCCCCAGCGUCAAAUCCUUUGAAAGGCAUCCAACUCCACGACAACGCCCCUUCCUCUUCUUCAUCUUCCGACCGUGGCAUCGAACUUGCAGACCACACCAAUUCGUACCCUGCAAUGCCAUCAAAACCAGCCCUUUACGUAGCGCACCCAGGCAUUUGCCAGACAUCUUUUGUUCCAAUGCCGGCCAUCCUUGUGUUCUUCGCAAGUCUAGCUUUCUAUCUCGCGCGGCUUCUUGGUUCGCCCUGGCAUACCGUAUCCUCCUAUAAAGGAGCUGUGGCACCAGUCUGGCUAGCCUUGGCGUCCCGAGAUGAAAUCGAUGAUCUGGAGACCGAGGGAGGAAAAGGAAAGUGGGGGAGUGGAUGUGAUUGGCUUGGACGGGAGAAGGUGGUGAGAACUGGUGUGAAGGGGUGGGGUGUUGGAGGAAGGAUUGGGGAAGGGGGGUGA